UGGAAGUUUGAGUGAGUGGUUUUUAUGUGUUUGUCUUUUGGUGUUAGUUUUCCACACCCAUUUAACACGUCCAGGCCAGCUAGCUGAUUUGUGGCUCUUGUAUUUCUGUUGUGCUCUAUUCAUAUUAUUAUGGCCCUGCGGGAUGCCGUGUCUGGAACUUCAGUCGAGUCGAGUCAAGUAAACUUUUGUACGUACAACGCGUGAGGGAUCCCGCUCCAGCUCGAUCGCAACUCUAUAUAAAUCAAAUUCUCGAUCGGUGCCAUCCAUCAAUCCAUGCACACUACUCAGUCUUCUUUAGUUCCAAACAACUUGUUCGAUCAAUCUCUGUUGAUCAGUUGCAAAAACAACCCAUUCGAUUCUGUCGUUUUCUAGCUAGCAAGCUAAGAUGACCAAGUUCGGUUCCUCAGCAGCUUUGCUCACCGUCGUGGUGGUCGUAGCGGCGGUUCUGUGCUUGAUGUGGACGUCAGUGGAGGGCAUCCCCAUUCCGAUAGGAGCAGCAGACGUAGCGGCAACAGGCGCGGGCUGGGCGGCCAAAGGAAAGGAAAUGGCCAAGAAGUGGGGCCCAGACGUGGUGGAGGAGGGGGUGCAGCAGGCCGCUGGGUCUUCGGCCCAUCAUAUCGCUGCUGCAGGGCCGAGCCAGGCCCAGGUGGUUGGGACCCUGCUGCUGCUGCUUUCCUUUCUGCUGUAAGCGUCAUAAUAAUUUAAUAAUUAGUAGCUAGCCUGGCUACACGCACUAAAUUAGUCCAGAAGUUCCAGUCCAAAGCUUGCUUUCCCUUCCCUCUUUCAAUUUCAUGUAUCCUCGUCCAUGCCUAUUAAUUGUGUUCUACUCAUAGUGUCGUCCGAAUGACUAUGAGUGAGCAUUAUCAAUUGUAUUACUAUGCUAAGGGAUAUUAAUUAAUGUUGGACCAACGCAAGGAUUGUAAACACAUUAUCGAAGAUAAAAUGUACCGGAAAUAUAGUCAUUUUUUGCAUAAUCACAAAUAUAGUCAUUUCAUCUAACAAAAUCGUUUAAUAUAAUACAAAUAUUAAAAUUAAUGACGGGAU
Linum trigynum is the source of this 1044-nucleotide messenger RNA. NCBI's taxonomy places the organism in Eukaryota, Viridiplantae, Streptophyta, Magnoliopsida, Malpighiales, Linaceae. The record is from the annotation of a GenBank genome assembly.